Macadamia integrifolia is the source of this 1942-nucleotide messenger RNA. RefSeq names its product probable polyamine transporter At3g13620. The coding region runs from base 104 to 1531 and encodes 475 amino acids. The transcript has a single exon. Lineage: Eukaryota; Viridiplantae; Streptophyta; Magnoliopsida; Proteales; Proteaceae. Gene Ontology annotation, cellular component: membrane. Gene Ontology annotation, biological process: transmembrane transport. Gene Ontology annotation, molecular function: transmembrane transporter activity. The record is from RefSeq and is a predicted model, not a curated record.
AUGUCUGUGAGCUGUUCUUGAAAAAAAAUUCUUUAUUUUUGUUCCAAUUUCCACAACUCUAUCAAUCGAUCCUCUUCAAUAGGAAGCUCACUGAAGCAAAGCAAUGACUGUGGAAAUCCAACUUUACACUGGAGAUAGAAGAAUAGAAGAUCCAAAUCCACCCAAGAAGGAGACGAAUCAAAACAAACUCACCCUCCUCCCACUCAUCUUCCUCAUCUACUUCGAAGUCUCCGGUGGCCCUUUCGGAGAAGAACCAGUCGUUAAAGCCGCCGGACCCCUGUUCGCCAUCUUGGGUUUUCUUGUAUUCCCUUUCAUAUGGAGUAUACCAGAAGCCCUCAUUACGGCCGAGCUUGCCACCACCUUCCCCGGCAACGGUGGUUUUGUCAUCUGGGCUGAAAGAGCUUUCGGCCCUUUUUGGGGUAAUCUCAUGGGCUACUGGAAAUUCAUUAGUGGCGUCGUAAACAAUGCUGCUUACCCUGUUCUCUGUGCAGAUUACCUCAAACUCGUCUUCCCAAUUUUCGCUUCAGGUACCCCUCGCGUUGCUGCUAUCUGUGGAUCAACUCUGGUCUUGUCUUUCCUUAAUUACACCGGCCUCGCCAUUGUUGGUUACACUGCCGUUGCUCUGGGUUUCGUCUCUCUGCUUCCUUUCUAUAUAAUGGGUUUUGCUGCCAUACCCAAACUUAAACCCCAUCGGUGGCUCAGUAUGGGUGAGCCUGGAUUGAAAAAAGAUUGGCAAUUGUACUUGAAUACUCUGUUCUGGAACUUGAAUUUCUGGGACAAUGCAAGUACUUUGGCAGGGGAAGUAGAUAAACCCCAGAAGACCUUCCCCAAAGCUCUGUUAUUAGCAGGGUUCAUGACCAUUAUUGGUUAUCUGGUACCUCUAUUGGCCGCAACCGGAGCUCUUGAGUUAGAACAAGACAGAUGGGAUUCUGGGUUCCUGGCUGAUGCAGCAGGGAUGAUGGUUGGUGAUUGGCUCAAAAUUUGGAUCGAGAUUGCAGUUUUGUUGUCUGGGAUUGGACUCUUCGAAGCCCAGUUGAGCAGUGCAGCUUAUCAGGUCCUUGGCAUGGCAGAUCUGGGUUUCAUCCCCAAAUUCUUCUCCUUGAGAUCAAAAUGGUUCGAUACCCCAUGGGUUGGGAUCCUUUUGUCUAGUAUAAUCACACUAGCGAUCACAUUUAUGGACUUCAACAAUAUCAUAACAGCGGCGAAUUCCUUGUACAGUUUGGGGAUGUUGUUGGAGAUUGCUUCAUACAUCUGGUUGAGAAAGAAGUAUCCUAAGAUGGAUAGACCAUACAAGGUGCCAAUGGGAAUGGUGGGAUUGGUGAUUAUGUGUAUGAUUCCACUUGGGUUCCUGAUAUUCGUCAUGGUUAUGGGGUCAAAGCUUUCGUUUUUGAUUAGUGGGUCUGUUACUGGUAUUGGAAUUGUGGGCUACUUCGUCAUGAAAUUCUGUAAAUCUCGCGGCAGCUGUUUCGAGUUCACUAAGCAGGAGGAGGAAGACAAAGAAGAGGGAGGCCAGGAGGGAGGGGUUGUUUAAUUUCUUUUAUUUUUCAUUGUUAACUUCACUUCACAGAGUACAGUAGAACUCAGAAAACUCUGUAAAUGAGGACUCAUGACUCAGGACUCAGGGACUCAACUCAGAAGAACUGAAGAAGGAAGAGGAGGAGAUCUCAUGUGUAAUGGGAAUUGAGCAUUUACAGAUUUACUGUUGUUUCAACAAAAGAAAAAAGGGGAGAAGAAGUGGAGAGGAGGUUAGGACUUUUUCAAGGGGAGAGAAGAGAGAUAAACAUAGAUAUGGGUAUGCCAAGAUUAUGCCCUAACCUUUUCUCACAAAAGAAAAGAAAAAUACUGAGAUUUGUAAAGAAAAAAAAUAAAAUAAAAGGCCCUAUCUAUGUUGUGUACUAAGUCAUAUAAGAAGAUCCAAUAAUUGGAUUAUUCUGUUUUCCCA